AUGAUUAGCUGGGAGAAUUGGCUGUUUCUGUCAAUCAUACUGUUUUACAGCUAUUUCCACUGACUUCCAUGUAGCUGCGAUAGACUUGCUUCAACUGAAGGAGAGAUAACUGCAGUUGCUGUUCUUUCGUGAUGAAGUGGUCCUUGUUUUGCUGCAAAAUGUGCCCUGCUAUAAUCCUUGUGUCAAAGAAGAGGUUGCAAUGAACAUAAUCGUGAAUAGAACACUAAAUCAUUCCAGCUGGACAUUUUCAGCAGUGAAGGUGCUUCUGCCCAGGUUUGGUACUUCUCCAAAGGAAGAUGGAACAAUGUCCAGAUUCAACUAAAUAUGACCAAUAAUCUUUGGUAUAAUCGGCUGAAGAAACCCAGAAGAGAGCCGAGCCAAGUGCUUCACCCUGUCAGCUUUGAUGAAGAACAACAGUAAUUUUUUCUGCAAUGGUUACAUGAGCUGCGGUGACAUCCUGGCAAAAGUUGUUUGUAUUCUGCCCUCUGUUGAAUCAUAGAAGGGAACAAAAAACUGGAAAAGGUGAUAAAACAAAACAUGAAUUUUUUCAUUAAGUUUCGGAGGCAUUUGCGAAGGAUGGUAAUCUUACUAGCCGCCUUUUGCAUGGUGAGUGUUAUUAUAUCAGCUUAUUACCUGUAUUCUGGCUACAAACAAGAGCUGGAACUUUCUAAGCCAACUCCAGAACAAGAUUGUGGAGAUCUCAAACUCCUACCAUACAGAUUGUUUGAAAUGAAAACUGCAAAGCCCAUUGACACAUCGAGAGCAGACCCUAUGGCUCUGGUGUUUGUUGAGAGUCAAUAUUCACAGCUUGGGCAAGAGAUUGUGGCAAUUUUAGAAUCAAGCCAUUUUCAGCACCACACUGAAAUUGCGCCUGGCAAAGGGGACAUCCCUGCCCUUACAAACAAGGACCGGGGAAGAUAUGCACUUAUUAUAUAUGAAAACAUUUUGAAAUAUGUGAAUAUGGACUCCUGGAAUAGAGAGCUGCUGGAUAAAUAUUGUAUGGAAUACAAUGUUGGCAUUAUAGCAUUCCACAAAGCUAAUGAAAAUAGUUUAUUGAGCUCACAGCUGAAGGGCUUUCCCUUAAACUUACACACCAACCUUGCGCUUAAGGACUGUUGUAUAAACCCACGGUCACCUUUACUGCACAUCACCAAAGCUAAAGAAGUUGAGAGAGGCCCAUUGCCAGGAGAGGACUGGACUGUGUUCCAGUCCAAUCACUCUACCUACGAGCCUGUGUUGCUGGCCAAACCAAGAUCCACUGAAAACAUUCCGCAUCCGAUCACGGAAGAAAUUCUGCACGCCACGGUUGUUCAGGAUCUGGGGCUAUAUGAUGGAAUUCAGCGAAUUCUCUUUGGCAACAAUCUGAAUUUUUGGCUGCACAAACUUAUUUUUGUGGAUGCAAUCGGUUUCCUUUCAGGGAAGAAAUUGUCACUCUCUUUGGAAAGGUACAUCCUGGUGGAUAUUGAUGACAUUUUUGUCGGGAAGGAAGGAACAAGGAUGAAUGUUAACGAUGUAAAGGCAUUACUUGAAACUCAAAACCUCUUGCGCACCCAGGUUCCCAACUUUACCUUUAACCUUGGAUAUUCUGGAAAAUUCUACCACACAGGUGGUAGAGGUCGCAGGUUUGGAAGGUGCUGUCGAAGGAACCUUGGGACAUUUGCAGAGGAUGAAGGAGAUGAUCUGCUGCUAAAGUAUGUGAAUGAAUUCUGGUGGUUUCCUCACAUGUGGAGUCACAUGCAACCUCAUCUCUUCCACAAUGAAUCAGUGCUGGCUGAGCAAAUGAUUCUCAACAAGGAGUUUGCAUUAAAACAUGGCAUUCCUAUUGAUAUGGGCUAUGCCGUAGCCCCACAUCACUCUGGAGUCUAUCCAGUCCACGUGCAACUCUAUGAGGCUUGGAAGAAGGUGUGGAGUAUCAAAGUGACCAGCACUGAAGAGUAUCCACACUUGAAACCAGCACGAUACAGACAUGGCUUCAUCCACGGUGGCAUCAUGGUACUUCCACGACAAACUUGUGGCCUUUUCACCCAUACCAUAUUCUACAAAGAGUACCCUGGAGGCCCGAGAGAACUGGACAAGAGCAUCAGAGGGGGAGAACUUUUCCUCACUGUUCUUCUUAAUCCAGUUCAAAUACUUGAUUGAUCAGCACGCUAAAGUGGGCUGCAACUUACAACUGAUACACGAUUGAGUUACCAGAUAAGCAGGCAUUCUGAAAUUCUGCAGCAAUAUACCUUUGCCC
Messenger RNA from Rhincodon typus (whale shark), 2236 nucleotides. Its product is annotated as bifunctional heparan sulfate N-deacetylase/N-sulfotransferase 4-like. Gene Ontology annotation, molecular function: deacetylase activity; heparan sulfate N-sulfotransferase activity. Gene Ontology annotation, cellular component: Golgi apparatus. The record is from RefSeq and is a predicted model, not a curated record. NCBI's taxonomy places the organism in Eukaryota, Metazoa, Chordata, Chondrichthyes, Orectolobiformes, Rhincodontidae. The transcript has 8 exons. The coding region runs from base 538 to 2139 and encodes 533 amino acids.